AUGGAGACACUCUUCGGAUAUAAAGAGGAGGCGCUGGUUACCAGAGAAAGCUGGGGUGUCGUCCAACAACCACAAGCUCCAGUGGAUAAUGAGUCUAAAAAACGGCGAAAAACAACAUCGAUUGCAUCUAGAAAGAAAGCGAAAAUGGCAAGAGGUGCAGAAGAUAUCGCCGACGAGCCUGCGAAGCAACUUGCAACAGAACUCUUGAAUCAAAUCGAGACUACACCUGGUCAAAUUUCCUUGAACUUCUCAUCAGCGAAGUCUUCCGAAGUAUGCCCACUGCCACCAAGUUUCAAUCAAAAUGUGAAGUCAAACUGGUCGAUUGAUAAACUCAAAGAAGGACAAUUGAGUAGUCUUCUUGAUCCGAACAAUAAGAGCUUCAAGCCAUUAGGAAUCAAGAAGAUUCAAAAGGUGGAAACUAAAACAGAAAUUCUUCCAAGACAAUUGGAUCUGAAGCAAACAAUCGCGAAACUAAAAAAUGAAGAUAAGAAGGAUGAUCAGUAUAUUGGAUUCUCCGUUGCCAUUGCCAACGUUCUCAGAAGAUGCGAACCAGACAUUGCCGAAAAACUUGCUCAAUCCAUCGUUAGUCUUGUCGAAACCGAAGCUUCAAGCGUAGUCAGUAAGCUGUAA
Caenorhabditis briggsae is the source of this 630-nucleotide messenger RNA. It is a transcript of the gene Cbr-adbp-1.1, whose product is annotated as Protein CBR-ADBP-1.1. The record is from RefSeq and is a predicted model, not a curated record. The transcript has 6 exons. The coding region runs from base 1 to 630 and encodes 209 amino acids. Lineage: Eukaryota; Metazoa; Nematoda; Chromadorea; Rhabditida; Rhabditidae.